AUGCUUUGCGAAAUACUAACAAAUGGACGAGAAUUUUUAAAUGAUUGGUGUGGAGCAGUCGGAUACAACUAUUUACUUGAAUCUUUAGAUGAUAAAGAUAAAAUCGAAAAGGAAGCAAGCAUAGGUGAAGCUAAACCAUACGAUGCUUUAAAUGACAAUGGUUGCUCUCCAAAUAACCCAAUUGGUUUAAUUUAUCGUGGAUAUGAUGAUAAAGGUGAUAUCGAAAGAAGGCAGACAUCUCGUAUUAUUUCUUUUCCGAAAGAUCCAUCUGAUGUUAAUGGUCCAAAUCAUGAUAUAAGAUUAUAUUUUUCUAAACGAGAUGAACUCAAUGUAGAUGAUGAACUUGAUGUAGAUAGUAGGCUUGAUGUGGAUAAUGAACCCGAUAUAGUUAAUGUACAUGGCGAAACAUUCAAUGAUAUUACAAACAAUAUUGAGAUUCUGAAAAAGUUAUGA
Entrophospora candida is the source of this 453-nucleotide messenger RNA. The record is from the annotation of a GenBank genome assembly. Lineage: Eukaryota; Fungi; Glomeromycota; Glomeromycetes; Entrophosporales; Entrophosporaceae.